This is a messenger RNA of Penicillium malachiteum, 975 nucleotides long. Its product is annotated as putative pyruvate formate lyase activating enzyme. The coding region runs from base 1 to 975 and encodes 324 amino acids. The transcript is spliced from 3 exons. Gene Ontology annotation, molecular function: iron-sulfur cluster binding; catalytic activity. NCBI's taxonomy places the organism in Eukaryota, Fungi, Ascomycota, Eurotiomycetes, Eurotiales, Aspergillaceae. The record is from RefSeq and is a predicted model, not a curated record.
AUGGCAUCUAUUACAAGAUCGCCAGCGCGGACCGUUCCCGCAUCCACCCUCUUCCAUCCCCGCAACCCACGGCGGGUCUCAAGACGAUACCUGGGGAUCCCCUCCGCAUACCUUCUGGACGACUAUCUCCCACGCUAUCAACUUCUCACAUCCGUCGAGUCAUCGAUGAAGCGAUCUCUCGCAUACGCACACCUACGCGAAUGUAACCUGUGUCCUCGCAAAUGUGGUAUUAACCGAUAUGAAACAACAGGCAUGUGUUUGAUCGGGGCUAAAACAGCCAAGGUCAAUGUGAUUGCACCACCUCGUGGAGAAGAGCCAUGUAUACAGGGACACCAUGGGAGUGGAUCUGUAUUCUUUUCGGGCUGUAAUCUUCGAUGUGUAUUCUGUCAGAAUCAUCAGGUCGGAAGAGUUCAUAACAUUAACCUUGUUACGCCUGAGCAUGUCGUACCACAAGUUGCACUUUCGAUUCUCAAUGCACGGGACAUGGGGCUUCGCAUCCCAAUUAUCUACAAUACCUCCUCAUUUGACUCAAUAGAGUCACUUCAGUUGCUUGACGGGCUGAUAGAUAUCUAUCUACCUGAUUUCAAGUUAUGGAAGAGCAGUACCUCAAAACGACUACUUAAGGCAGAAGACUAUCCCUCGACAGCAAUGGAAAGCAUUAAAGAAAUGCACCGUCAGGUUGGGAAAGAAGAUGAAGGGAGAGAGAUUAUGCGCUGGCUUGGAGAGAAUGUCUCGAAGGAUCUAUACGUUCACAUUAUGGAGCAGUAUCAUCCUGAUGCGCAUGUCGGCAAGAAACGACGCGUUACUAGACAGGUACGCUUUUGUGAUGGGGAGGAGACUCCUCAGGAAGAGGUUCGUUAUACGGAGAUUAAUCGGGCUGUACGCGAUGAGGAGCUUAAUUCGGUGAAAGAUGCGGCUGUUAAAGCUGGUCUUUGGCGUUUUUGCGAGCCACAUGAGGGUCAGUUUCAUCUUUGA